AUGGCCCCGCUCCCGGCCCCGCUCCCCCCGAGCCGCCCCCGGGCCCGGAUCGCGCUCCCGGUGCCGCUCCCGGUGCCGCUCCCGUUCCCGGUGCUGCUCCCGGUGCUGCUCCCGGUGCUGCUCCCGCCGCUCGCCGCCUUCAACCUGGAGGCGUCGCGGCCCGAGGUUUUCCGCGGGGCCCCCGGGUCCUUCUUCGGGUUCGCGUUGGAUUUUUACCUGCCCGAGCCCCGCAGUGUCAGCAUCCUGGUGGGGGCCCCCAAGGCCAACACGAGCCAGCCCAACGUCACCCAGGGGGGGGCCGUGUUCCGCUGCCCCUGGCCCCCCACGGGCGGCUGCGACCCCAUCGACUUCGACCACAUCGGGACCCGCACCCACGACUUUGGGGGCAACAGCAGCGACAGCGCCGCGCCCGUGGAGUUCAAAUCGCUGCAGUGGUUCGGGGCCACCGUGCGGGCUCAUAACGGGUCUAUACUGGCCUGCGCCCCCCUGUACAGCUGGAGCCCCCCCAAGGACGAGGGGGGGUCCCGCGAGCCCGUGGGCUCCUGCUUCCUGUCCCUCGGCAACUUCUCCAAGUUCGUGGAGUACGCGCCCUGCCGCUCGGACCUGAACUCGGCGGCGGGGCAGGGGUACUGCCAGGGGGGCUUCAGCGCCGAGUUCACCCAGAGCGGGCGGGUGCUGCUGGGGGGGCCCGGGAGCUUCUUCUGGCAAGGACAGGUCAUGUCGGCCACCCAGGAGCAGAUCGCGGCCGGGAACUUCCCCGAGUACCUGAUCCAGGACGUGCCGGGACAGCUCCAGACGGGGCAGGCGGCGCCGAGCCACGAUGACAGUUAUAUGGGGUACUCGGUGGCCGUCGGGGAGUUCAGCGGUGACAGCACGCCAGAUUUCGUGGCCGGUGUCCCCAAGGGCAACCUCACCUAUGGCUAUGUCACCAUCCUCAACGGCUCCAACAUGAGGUCCCUGUACAACUUCUCGGGGAGCCAGAUGGCCUCGUACUUCGGCUACGCCGUGGCGGCCACCGACGUCAACAACGACGGCCUCACGGAUCUCCUGGUGGGCGCCCCCCUGUUCAUGGCCCGCAGCGGGGCCGGGGGGGCUCGGGAGCUGGGCCGGGUGUACCUGUACCUGCAGGGGGGUGAGGGAGGGGCCCGAGACCCCCCCCAGCCCCCCCAGCCCCCCCUGACCGGAGCCCACGAGUUCGGGAGGUUCGGCAGCGCCAUCGCCCCCCUGGGGGACCUGGACCGGGACGGAUACAACGACGUGGCCGUGGGUGCCCCCCUGGGCUCGGACGGUCGCCGCGGGCUCGUGUUCAUUUUCCGGGGGGGGGUCUCGGGGCUGCGCCCCCGCCCCGCCCAGGUCCUGCGGGGGCUGGGGGGACCCCGGAGCCAACCCGACUUCUUCGGGGCCGCGCUCAGGGGGGGCAGCGACCUGGACGGCAACGGCUACCCGGAUCUCCUCGUUGGCGCCUUCGGGGCGGACACGGCGCUGGUGUACAGGGGUCGCCCCAUUGUCCACGCCAGCGCCACCCUGGCCAUUGUCCCCACCAUGAUCAACCCCGAGGAGCGCGGCUGCGUCCUGGCCACGGGACACGCCGUGCCGUGUGUCAAUGUCACCUUCUGCCUGAACGCCUCGGGACGUCACCUGCCCGGGCCCAUCGGGCUGGCUCUGGAGCUCUCCGUGGACGCGCCCAAGCCGGGGGGGUCGCGGCGCGCGCUGUUCCUGGGGGGGGGCGCGGGGGGGGCGCUCCCCUCCCCCACCCGGAACCUGAGCCUGGAGGUGCCCAACGGGGGGACCCCGAGGUGCCGGACACUGGGGGUGUACCUGAGGAACGAGUCCGAGUUCCGGGACAAGCUGUCGCCCAUCCCGGUGUCGCUGUCGCUGUCACUGGACCCGGCCGUGUCCCCUCCCCCGCCGGGGCUGUCCCCGCUGCUGGCGCCGAGCACGCGCACGCGCCUGGAGGCCAAGGCUCACAUCCAGCUGGACUGCGGUGAGGACAAUGUCUGUGUGCCCGACCUGCAGCUGGAGGCCACCGCGGACCGCCGGGCCGUGUUCCUGGGGGACAGGAACCCCCUGAACGUGACGUUCCAGGCGCGGAACGUGGGCGAGGGGGGCGCGUACGAGGCCGAGCUGCUCGUGCGGCCCCCCCCGGGAGCGCUGUACUCGGGGGUGCUGCGGCCCCACGGGAAUUUCUCGGCCCUGAGCUGCGAGCUGGGCGGGGGCAACGCCUCGAGCCCGGUGCUGUGCGACCUGGGCAACCCCAUGAAGGCGGGGGCCAGCAUUUGGGGGGGGCUGCGCUUCACCCUCCCCCAGCUGAGCGACAGCGGCGGCAGCGUCCGGUUCGAGCUGCAGAUCCGCAGCAAGAACGCCAACAACUCGCAGAGCGCCGUGGUGCCGGUGGCGCUGGCAGUGAGGGCGGCCACCAGGGUCACCGUGUUCGGGGUGUCCCGGCCCGACGUUGUCACCGUCCCCGAGGGGGGGUGGGGACCCGACCCCCCCCAGCGGCUGCAGGACCUGGGGCCACCCGUGGAGCACGUCUACGAGGUGGUGAACGAGGGUCCCAGUGCCAUCAGCCACGGCACCCUGGAGCUGAGCUGUCCCCUGGGCCACCGCGGCCACCCCCUGCUCUACGUCACCGGCCACUCGGGGCUGCACAACUGCACGGCGAGCCACGGCCCCGACCCGCUGGGGCUGCAGGAGCGCGAGCCGAGCCCGGGCCCGCACGCGCUGCAGCGCCGUGACACCGGCGGGGACACCGUUGGGGACAUCGGGGACACCCUGGUCUGUCCCGAGGCCGAGUGUUUCCGGCUGAGCUGCCCCUCGGGGGGGCUGGAGCGGCAGCAGCGGGUCAGUCUGCGCUUGACCUUCCGCCCGCGGACCCCCCCCCUGCGCCAGCGGGAGCUGGGCCCGCUGUCCCUGCGCUGUGACGCCGAGUUCCGCGUGCUGCGGCUGCCGUACCGCGUGCGGCCCGAGAGCUACCCCCGGCACCGGCUGCAGGUGGUGACGGCGCUGGCCUGGGCGCGCCCCGAGGCCGCGGGGGGGGUCCCGGUGUGGGUGGUGGUCCUGGCCGUGCUGCUGGGGCUGCUCCUGCUCGCCCUGCUCUGCUACGGCCUCUACAAGCUCGGGUUCUUCAAGCGCUCGGGGCCCUACGGCACCGCCAUGGAGAAGGCGCAGCUCAAACCCCAGGCGGCCUCCGAGGCCUGAGGGGACCCUGCAGUGACAGGGCCACCCCCGGGGGGGGGACAGCCCCGGCUUGGGGACCCUGCGGUGACAGGGCCACCCCUGGGGGGGGACAGCCCUGGACUGGGGACCCUGCGGCGAGGGACACCUCAGGGCUUGGGGACACUCCAGGACUUGGGGACAUCCCCAUGGCUUGGGGACAUCUCACAGCUUGGGGACACCUCAGGACCUGGGGACAGUGUCACCUGCACAGCUGGGGAUCCCCACACAUGGCUUGGGGACAUCCCCAUGGCUUGGGGACACCUCAGGACUUGGGGACCCCUUCAAGGACAGUGUCACCUGCACGGCUGGGGACCCCCACACUGCUGCGGACAUCUCACAGCUUGGGGACACUCCAGGGCUUGGGGACAUCCCCAGGGCUUGGGGACACUCCAAGGCUUGGGGACACUCCAGGGCUUGGGGACACCGCGCUCCUGGGGACCCCCCCUCACUGCCAGUGUCCCCUGCACCACAAACGUCACCUGCACGGACAGGGACCUGUGGGGUGACGUCACCGGUGUCACUGUCGGGGACCCUCCCAUGGCUGGGGACCCCCACAUGGACAGUGUCACCUGCACGGCUGGACAAUGUCAC
Catharus ustulatus (Swainson's thrush) is the source of this 3807-nucleotide messenger RNA. RefSeq names its product integrin subunit alpha 5 (gene ITGA5). Gene Ontology annotation, biological process: cell-matrix adhesion; cell-cell adhesion; angiogenesis. NCBI's taxonomy places the organism in Eukaryota, Metazoa, Chordata, Aves, Passeriformes, Turdidae. Gene Ontology annotation, molecular function: integrin binding. The record is from RefSeq and is a predicted model, not a curated record. Gene Ontology annotation, cellular component: external side of plasma membrane; integrin complex.